Messenger RNA from Symbiodinium natans, 456 nucleotides. The record is from the annotation of a GenBank genome assembly. Lineage: Eukaryota; Dinophyceae; Suessiales; Symbiodiniaceae.
AUGUUCCAGGGCUCUCCUCUGGAGUCCGCGGAGGUCCUUCGUGAGGACGCCUCUCUGGUUGUGAUUCGCCGGACUUUGCCGGAAGCUGCUGCCAACUGUUUGCAGGAGGCGCGCAGAGAGGUUGCGAACAUGCCUCCAGGGCGCCUGCAAGAAGUCAGGGACAAGAUGCCGGGCGUUCCAGCCCUUGAUGUGCUGUCUGCCGUGUUAAGCCUGCUCGAUUGGAGAGGCAACCACUCUUGGGCGUCGAUGAGGAAGUUUUUGGGUGCCAAUGAUGUGCAGUCAAAGCUGCUCGAACUCGAGCCCCACCAAGUAAGCUUCGAGAGCCAGCUCGCCGUACAGCAGGCUGUGCAGCAAAAUUUCAUGAGCUUCAGCUACGAGGUCAUCUGUAGAUACAGCCCGGAGCUGGCACCCCUUGCAGCCCUGGUGAGCGCUUUCUUGGAGUGCUGGGCAGCCUGA